Molecule: messenger RNA, 1081 nt
Organism: Ipomoea nil (Japanese morning glory)
Lineage: Eukaryota; Viridiplantae; Streptophyta; Magnoliopsida; Solanales; Convolvulaceae
Product: LOB domain-containing protein 20-like
Exons: 2
Coding region: 75-848 (257 amino acids)
Biological process (GO): hormone-mediated signaling pathway; positive regulation of DNA-templated transcription
Cellular component (GO): nucleus
Source: RefSeq, a predicted model, not a curated record
UUUUAAUUUCCAUACACAUUACACUAUUCUCAUUUCCCUCACACUCAUCAAUCAAUAACUCCAGUACACUUAACAUGGACGCCCAGUCCCACCCGCAUAGCGACGGCGGCGGCUCUUCCUCUGCCGAGGCUGCCCCUCGGCGUAAAUGUACGGGGAAGCGAGCGGCGCCAGAGUCCGGAGCUACACCACCUCCGGCGGCUCCGGUGGCGGCCAUCACAAUACAAGCCCCUUGCGGUGCAUGCAAGUUCCUGAGGAGGAAAUGCGUGAGUAGUUGCAUCUUUGCCCCCCAUUUUGGCUCCGAUCAAGGGGCCGCCCGCUUCGCCGCCGUCCACAAGGUGUUCGGCGCCAGCAAUGUCUCCAAGCUUCUCUUGCACAUCCCGGCAAACCGCCGCCACGACGCCGUCGUCACCAUCUCCUACGAGGCUCAAGCCAGGCUCUCCGACCCCGUUUACGGUUGUGUCUCAACAAUCCUAGCCUUGCAGCAACAGGUGGCAUCUCUUCAAGCAGAGCUUGCAAUGGUACAAACACAGAUAAUGAACAGCAGAUUUGCAGUAGCAAAUGCCCUUCAGACUUCUCAACAGCAGCAACAACAACAACAACAGCAACAUGCAGUAGCAGCAGCAGUGUUGCAGCCUGCAUAUUCCAAUACUUCAUCUGCUUCAAACAACCUGCUAAACAUAAGUAACUUCAGCUCCAAUUUCGACCUCGUCGGAGAAACCACUGGCGCCCCCCAUAAUUCACACUGUUUUGACCCCAUUGUUCAGCUCUCACACCCCUCCCAGGAGGAAGAGGAAGAUGAAGAACAGAGCCAUAACCCCAUUGCAUUUACCAAUCACAUGUUCCGUUAGUUAAAGCUCAUCAGAUCAGUAGUAUCUCGGCUUUUAACCUUUCUUGAGGAAUAAUAAUAUGGAAUCCAAAAUUUGGAGAAAAGAAAAUCAUACAAUGUCAGCCAGAGUUUUUCUCUUUUUCGUUUUGGUUUUUGUUUUUUUCCUGUCAUGUAGUUAAUACCAUUGACAUUGAAUCAAGCUGAGUGUUCAACAAUACUGAGCUCUGUUGUUCAAAGCAAUUCAUUUUGUGUUUU